Messenger RNA from Cucurbita pepo subsp. pepo (vegetable marrow), 2053 nucleotides. Its product is annotated as protein EFFECTOR OF TRANSCRIPTION 2. Gene Ontology annotation, biological process: regulation of DNA-templated transcription. NCBI's taxonomy places the organism in Eukaryota, Viridiplantae, Streptophyta, Magnoliopsida, Cucurbitales, Cucurbitaceae. Gene Ontology annotation, molecular function: DNA binding. The record is from RefSeq and is a predicted model, not a curated record.
UUAAAAAAUUACGAAUUAGCCCUAACCAAUCCCAUUGCCUUUUUCCGAUCUCCGACGAACGGCAGAGGAGCGGCGAUUAUCAAUAAAUGGCAACGGAUCUUUCCAUUUUCAAAUAGUUUCCAUAUUGGUCGAAGUCUUUCACCAUGUACAGCAGAUCGAGGCUUCGCUUCAAACCGACGUAAUUAUUAUCUCUUUCCUAACCGCCGAGCGCGAUGGUGGCUGAGUUUUCUUCGACGAGGUUGAAGAGGGAAGACUGUAAACGCACCAAACACGACUCCAGUUUCUCCAAAUGGGAGAUUCUUGUUGCGCCUUCUGAUUGGGAAGACUAUUCGUCGGGGAAGGAAGGUGCAGAGAGGUACAGAAUUCACAAUCUUCCUAAAGUUUCAGGUCCUGGACUGUAUGAGCUUGGCUUAGCUGUAUCUAGCUCUGGUUUGGGCCGUGAGAUAGCUAAACUAGAUGCAGACUGGAUAGUUGUCGUCUACCUCGGCGAAGCCGAUAAUGUUAGAACUCGACUACAGCACUAUGGUCGCUCAGGUUCUCAUUUGGGCAAUGGCUAUUUGUGUUUCGUUGACUGUAAAGUUGUUCCCCUCGAAAAGGGACCUGGUUUGUUUCAGGAGAUGUUCACCAGAGGAUACUCCAUUGUGUAUAGAUGGGCUCCGAUGAAAAACAAGAGGGAUGCUCAGAUGACAGAAGCUCAACUGCUUAAAACAUUUGACUAUGCAUGGAAUACAUCUGGUAAUGGUGCACGACGACAUAAUGAUGUACUAAAAAAACUCGAGGAUAUCGCUUCACAAACUAAGAAAUUUACCAUCAUUGCCAGGAAGCUUCUGCCAUUUAGACAGAAGCAGAUGGGCAUCAAAAUUAAAACGAGCAAGCCAAUUCCAACAGAAAACAAACCAGGUGAAUAUGGUGAGGAGAGGAGCAGUUUCUUCUCUCGCAUUCUCCACUUCAGCAGAUCUCGGCCUAGACUAGUUGUGAACACUGAUGAUGUUAGUGGGGCUGAUAGCAACAGUUGCGGAGUGGUCAUAGGGUAUGGCGUAGUUUGUAGGAAGCCCCCAGUCGAAGGAAGGAAGAGGUGUGCUGAACAUAAAGGGAUGAAAGUUAAUGGGUUACUGAAGAACUCAUCUACCAUAUAUGGUGACACAGACUUCUCUGGUAGCAAUGCUGAGACUUCCUAUAACACAGAAGAGCUCUCAGUUCAAGAUUCCUUUCCUAAUAAGGGAAAUUUUCUUCCAAUUUGUGGAGUUGUUCUAUACGAUGGCUCUCCAUGUAGAAGAACCCCAGUUCAAGGAAGGAAACGGUGUGAAGAACACAAAGGGCAAAGAAUUCGUAGAUCAACUCUUAUAUCAUCUCAAGAAGCCAAACCAAAAGUUGAUUUGCCAAGCCAGGAUAAUCUUGCUUCUUUAAAGUACAAGCAGCAAACUUCGCCCACAUCAACACAGGAAUCCAUUCUGAUAGCACAAGACAAUUCUCCAGACCUCAACUCAAGCCUUGAAAGAAAGUGUGGUGUUGAUUUAGGCAAUGGGCUCUACUGCACCAGGCAGCCAGUGAAGGGACGAGUUAGGUGUGGGGAACAUAAAGGAAUGAGAAUUAAAGGGUUAAUUUCAAGGUUAGCCACAGUGUCUGAUGCUAUUUCUGUCAGAAAACAUUAAGGGGAAGCAAGCAAAAGAUUACAAGGCUAAAAAGGCUGGUAAAUGCUCCUUCCUUUUUCUGUGAGAAAACCUUUACGGUGCCAUAUCUCAGAAAUGGAACCAUCAGGACUCUGGCUACAUAAUGAUAAACUUCAGCAAACAGUUCAAACUAGUGUAUCAUAGGGGACUAGAUUAUGUUGUAUUGACUUCACACUUUUUCUAAUUUAUCAUUGUAGCAUGAACUUAUAGUUUGCCUUCUGCCUUGUUCAACACAGAAGAGGUAGAAGGGGCCUUCUUAUUCAGAAAUAAGAAAGGCCAUCUAUAAGAUUUCUGAGUCUACUUUAUUAUGAACAACAGGAACUUGUAUCUGUAGACCAUUAGUAUUUUUCGAAGUUAAAAUUAUUGUGUUACAUCCCUACUCA